Coregonus sp. 'balchen' is the source of this 1228-nucleotide messenger RNA. NCBI's taxonomy places the organism in Eukaryota, Metazoa, Chordata, Actinopteri, Salmoniformes, Salmonidae. The record is from the annotation of a GenBank genome assembly.
AUGUCGAAGGUCCUCACUCUAGAUGCUAUUCUGUUUGGGUUGCUGGUCUUCUCUGGCAUCCUGGGAAACAUACUGAUCAUCCAUAUGGUGAGGAGAGAACUAUCAAACUUUUUUUUAAAGAAAUGGAACCCUAACUGCCAAUAGCCAUGGAAUAUCUCAGCCUAAGAUGACAUCACACAGUGUUAAGUGUAAUAAUAAAUUAUACUCUUUCUCUCUCCCUCUCUCUCAGGUUUUCCAGUCGGCCAUUGAAAGUUUGUCUCAUCGGCUACAUCCCUCUGACACCAUCCUGGUGAACCUGUCGCUGGCCAACCUGCUGACGUCUCUGUUCCGCACGGUACCCAUCUUUGUGUCUGAUCUGGGUUUGGACGUGUCCCUGUCCCAGGGCUGGUGCCGCCUCUUUAUGUUGCUGUGGGUGUGGUGGCGGGCCGUGGGCUGCUGGGUCACUCUGACCCUCAGUGCCUUCCACUGUGUCACCCUGAGGCGCCAGCAUGUGGCCGUGGGCCCCCUGGCACAGGAGCAUGAGAGGAGGAAGGUGUGGGUGGUUCUGGGGCUGGUUUGGGGGCUCAACCUGGCCUUUUCCCUGCCGGCGCUGGUCUACACCACACACAUCCAAGGCAAUGCCACGGUGGAGCUGAUGGUGAUCAGCUGCACCACCAGGCCCCUUCUGGGCUGUAUGUGGCAGUUCCCCUCGGAGGAGCAGGGCUUGGCCUUCGCCUCCACCUCCCUGGCCCUCAAUGAGGUGGUUCCCCUGGUGCUGAUGGUGGGCACCAACCUGGCUACGCUGCACACGCUGGCCAAACACAUGCGGGCCGUCACCUCAGCGGGCGAGGCAGGGGGAGGGACGCAGGGCAAGCUGGACAGACAUGUGGCCAGUGAACGCAAGGCCGGUCAUGUGAUCAUUUUGCUGGUGAUGCUAUUUGUGGUGUGCUGGGCCCUGCAGGUUGCGGCGGUGACAUACUAUAACCAUAACAGGGGGCACCAUGCGGAGGAGCUGCUGACUGUGGCCCACUUCUCUGCCUCUCUGUUUGUGGGCUUCAGUCCCAUGGUGGUGGCUCUGGGACACGGCAAGCUGAGGAGGAGGAUCAUGAGGAUGAUCGUUGGCUGUGCUGACAGAGUGAAAUGUCAACAGGAGAAAAUAGUAGAUGAAAGCAAAGCUCCAGACACAAGGGAGAGGAAAGUAAAUCAACCUGUUUUCACUAUUCAGAAGGAGAGAGAGGUUAUCAAAUAA